CGCAACGCGUAAGAUCCGGGCCUGGGGAAGGAUGAAUGCAAAUUUCAAAGAUGGCGGCGGAGGGAGGAGGGAAGGAGAUGAACGAAAUUAAAACUCAGUUCACCACCCGAGAAGGCGCGUACAAACUCCUCACACACUCCGAAUACAGCCGCCCCAACAGGGUGCCUUUCAAUUCUCAAGGCUCAAAUCCCGUCAAAGUCUCUUUCGUGAACGUCAAUGACCAGUCUGGCAACGGCGACAGAAUCUGCUUCAAUGUGGGCCGGGAGCUCUACUUCUACAUCUACAAAGGCGUCAGGAAGGCUGCUGACCUAAGUAAGCCAAUAGACAAGAGGAUAUACAAGGGAACACAGCCCACUUGCCAUGACUUUAACCACCUCACUGCCACGGCUGAGAGCGUGUCGCUGCUUGUGGGCUUCUCGGCUGGGCAGGUGCAGCUUAUUGACCCUAUCAAGAAAGAGACAAGUAAACUCUUCAAUGAAGAAAGACUAAUAGACAAAUCUAGAGUGACGUGUGUGAAAUGGGUGCCCGGCUCCGAGAGCCUCUUCCUUGUAGCCCAUUCCAGUGGGAGCAUGUACCUGUACAAUGUGGAGCAUGCGUGUGGUACUGCUGCACCCCACUACCAGCUGCUCAAGCAAGGCGAGAGUUACACUGUGCACACAUGCAAGAGCAAGUCAACACGCAACCCACUGCUGAAGUGGACGGUAGGCGAGGGUGCAUUGAAUGAGUUUGCUUUCUCACCUGAUGGCAAGUUUGUGGCAUGUGCAAGCCAGGAUGGCUUCCUGCGCGUGUUCCACUUUGAUGGUGCUGAGCUGCAUGGAACUAUGCGCAGCUAUUUUGGUGGCCUGCUUUGUGUGUGCUGGAGCCCAGACGGUCGCUAUGUAGUAGCGGGUGGUGAGGAUGAUCUGGUAACUGUGUGGUCAUUCAGUGAGAGGCGUGUGGUUGCUCGAGGCCAUGGUCACAAGUCCUGGGUAAGUGUUGUGGCCUUUGACCACUACACCACCAGCGUAGAGGAGACUGAACCCAACGAGUUCAGUGGCAGUGAUGACGACCUGCAGGAGCAGGCACUCACAGGCCGUGAGCGUGCCAACAGCACACACUCGCGCCUCUCAAAAAGAAACUCCACAGAUGGCCGUCCACUCAGCGUUACCUACCGUUUUGGUUCUGUGGGACAGGACACUCAGUUGUGCCUAUGGGACUUGACAGAGGACAUUUUGUUCCCACACCUACCGUUAUCCCGAACCAGAACCCAUACCAACGUCAUGAAUGCCACAAGUCUCCCAGUCUCGGGAAGUGGAGGAGGAGUAAGUGGAGGAGGAGGUGGAACAAUAAUCACAAGCAUCAACAACCCAAGUGCCAACGGAGGAAGCAGCAGCAGCAGCAGCAACAGUGGCUCCAAUACACCAGGCAACUCUGUGCCUGCACAGCUGCCACGCUCCAACAGCCUUCCGCACUCAGCUGCUUCCAGUGGCAGUGGCAACAGCAAAAGUGGCACGAUGGACAACACCAACGCAGUGCCAUCAAGUGUAAGCAAGUUUGCUACACUGGCACUGCAUGAGCGCAAGGAGCGACACCAUGACAAGGAGCACAAGCGCAACCACAGCAUGGGCCACAUCAGCAGCAAGAGCAGUGACAAACUGCAUCUGCUCGCUAAGACAAGCAGAGCGGAUGCAGCCAAGACGCUGGGCACACCGCUCUGUCCACGAAUGGAGGAUGUGCCGCUGCUUGAGCCACUCAUUUGCAAGAAAAUAGCACAUGAAAGGCUCACCGUACUUAUCUUUCUUGAGGACUGCAUAGUCACUGCAUGUCAGGAGGGAUUUAUUUGCACGUGGGCCAGGCCCGGGAAAGUGGUUUUUGGAUUAAUUACCAAUUAACAUCAGGAAUGCUUGCAAAACUGGAGUUGGGACUGUACAUGGGGUUUAUUGUCAUCCCAAAAUCAAGCCAACUCGCCCAGUGGAACAGUAGUAUAGCCACAAUAUUUCUGCUGCUACAUCACAUCAAGCUGUCAACAUAGAGAGCCCUGUGCUGCUCUUCAUGUUUAGAGCAUUGCAUCUUUUAGUUCUCUCUUUCUUCCUUUCUCUCUAACCUUUCUCUCUUUCUCUCCCCUCCCCCCCCUCCCCCGGCCAUUUCUUAAAUCUGUCAGUGGUUGCCUCACAUGGUCUACCUGCACUGUGGACAUGCUAAGACUGUGCACAAAUGGAAACAGUGUGCUGCAGUGAUGGACUGUGGCCAAUGGUGGUGUUGUGCCCCUUCUCCUUUUCUCUUUACAAAGAAAAGUAUUUAUUUUUGGUUAUUUUCUUUCUCACAAAACAUUUCCCUUCCUGACGCAAGUGUGACUGUAGUGAGGAAACCAGGGGCUAAAGAGAAUCCAAGGACUUGCUUCCAUCCAGAUUCUUUUCCUUUGUUCUUUUUUUUGGAAUCAUCCCCCCCCCCCCACUUUAAGAACUUUGCACUGAUUUUAUUUUGAUUUCUCUUUUUGGUAACUACUAUAAAGGAUAAAAAGACAAAAAACAACAACAACAAAAAAAAACAACGAUCUGGGGAUGGCCUUGAUGCACUUGGCUUUAUUAUCCUCUGGCUUGAAAUUUGAAUCUGAAUAGCUGGAUGCUGCAAUCAAAGUGUUUUUUUUUUUUUUUUUUUUUUUUUUUUUUUUUUUUUUUAAAGAAAAUUAUUUGCACUUACUAGUUUAUUAGAAGAGAAUGGCUUUACAUUUUGUGUGCAAGGACUCUCAGACUGGUAUAACAUGGAGAAAUGAGAUAAUUAAAAAAAACUUUGUAUCUAUUGAGCAUUUAUUUUAAUAUUGUUUCAGAUUAAAAUCUGCUUUGUAUUAUAUGUAUAAUAUUGUAAUUCAGUGAUUAAUGGGGCAAAAGCAAAUGAUCAGUACUACUCUAGUGGACGUUUUGUCAUCAUUAAAGAAAAUAGUGAUAUUUCUAAGGCAGAAAAAUUCACAAUGAUAUUAAAAAAAAUCUUGAAUAUGCAGAUUUCUGCUAUUUUUUUUUUCCUUUCCUCUUGUACAAACUUCAUCCAGAUGUAUUUUGAUAUAGGAAAUUUAUGUGUCAAAAGGCUUGAACCUUUGAGCAAAUGUGUUUAAUGUUAUAAAUUCACAAAAUGCAGUGUUGUCUGCGAACAGCUAAACCCGAAAAUUCUAAUGUGUGAAGCUCAGGAAGUCUGGCAGACAAAAAAGUGUAAUAAGAUCUGAGUUCAUGUUUUUGCUUAGCAGCAGCAAUGCUAUUCUGCAUAAUGAUACUAAAUCAUCCCCACUAGGAAUGACUACAGUAGUUUUGAAAUUGAUUGGUAGAAUCUCACCAUGUGACCAUAGCUAAUGUUUUAAUGUACCUUUUUGUGACUACCAGUCAUUGUUAAUGCACCAUUAAUGCACAGUGAAUCCACACUAACCAGGAAAGGCAAGGAUGCUACAAUGGUCACGUUUUAUGUUGUUAACAUUUUUACAGUUCACAUUUUGUUCUUCAUUAAAAAAAAGUUCAUUGACA
Pangasianodon hypophthalmus (striped catfish) is the source of this 3488-nucleotide messenger RNA. It is a transcript of the gene wdr20a, whose product is annotated as WD repeat domain 20a. The transcript is spliced from 5 exons. The record is from RefSeq and is a predicted model, not a curated record. The coding region runs from base 36 to 1871 and encodes 611 amino acids. NCBI's taxonomy places the organism in Eukaryota, Metazoa, Chordata, Actinopteri, Siluriformes, Pangasiidae. Gene Ontology annotation, molecular function: protein binding.